Messenger RNA from Penicillium maclennaniae, 303 nucleotides. RefSeq names its product DUF2406 domain-containing protein. Lineage: Eukaryota; Fungi; Ascomycota; Eurotiomycetes; Eurotiales; Aspergillaceae. The record is from RefSeq and is a predicted model, not a curated record. The transcript is spliced from 2 exons. Bases 1 to 303 code for a protein of 100 amino acids.
AUGGCUGGCUCCCGUUCUUCCAGUGAGCGCACUGGCUCAAUGCACUCGCAAGAGAGCCCCAAGAUAUUGCGAACCAAGGCCGACCCCAAUUUGGCCCUCCACGAGGCUCAACCCAGUAUGAAUCCUGUGGCAGACCGCAACGUCUUUUCUCUUCGAAGUAUUCAACAUAAAGACCGCAGCGGUCAGAUCAUUAGUGACCCCGAUCUUUCAAAUCCCACACGGGCCCGUCUUGAGCGACCCCUUGAUACCAUCCGAUCUUUCCAAGCCGCUAUCGACGCCGAACGGAAGCAAAAUCGGAUGUGA